AUGGUGUCGGUCGCGUCUCUUCAGCCAGAUUGGUGCAUUUCCAUUGAGUACUCUAAGGAAAAUCUCACCGAGCUACUCACGGAGCUUUCAGCGAAGGGAUUGCAUGCGCUCACGAGGCCUGGUCAUACCAACGGGAUCACGUAUGUGUUUGUGAAAAAUGGUGACAAUAAGGUGCCAUUGAUCGCGUCGCAGUUUGCGUUUGUCAAGAAUGUCGCGUAUUUGCCUGACAACAGCGUCAGGAAUGAACGUCAAGAACUAGCGCAAAAGUUAAUUAAGGGGACGCUGAUUCCAUCAGACGGAGACCUGAAAUCACUGGUUUCUGCAACGGGCUCGCCAGCUGUUGGCGUCUAUUUCAGCUUCGCAAAGUUCUACACCAGGUGGCUGAUGGGGUUGGCGCUCGUAGGAUCCGCCUUCCGGCUGUUCUCGGGGAAAGCGGCUUGGGAGUUCAACCUGAGCUACGCUAUAUUGGUGGUCCUUUGGGCAAUUGGAUUCGUUGUCACGUGGAACAACAGAGCUGAGCCAGAAUAUGCAGCAUCACUCCAAUAUUCCGCUAACGAGGCGGGAUCGAAGAAUACAUCAAGAGUUGUUUUUGUUAAAAAGAUGUGCUUCAUUCCAGUUGCAGUGCAGUUCGCUGCGUGUUUGGUCUGCUUCCAAUUCAUCUGCUUUUUUUUGGAAAUUUUUAUCACACAGAUCUAUCAGGGCCCCUUGGCUGGAAUCCUAGCGCUACUGCCAACCGUUUUGAUCUCGGUAUACAUCCCUAUCCUCUCGGCGGUCUAUGACAAAGUCUUGGACAAGUUGGUAUCCUGGGAGAAUUCAGAUGACCCUGUGAAGUCUAAGCUGCAAAAGAAGUUUGUCAUAACGUUUUUGACCAGCUAUGUGCCUCUGUUCAUUACACUCUUCGUGUACCUGCCAAUGGGGCACCAUGUAAAUGCACAGCUUGCAUCAAUUGCUCGUUUUUGUUCGCGUUACAGCAUCCCCGUUUUGACUUCAGGGUUCAAAAUCAACACUACGCGGUACCAAAAGCAGUUUUUCUACUUUGUAGUCACAAACCAAAUUAUUGCUUUAUUUUUGGAAAAUGCUUUGCCAAUGAUCUUGGAAAAGGCAUUGCCAAAAAUUAAGGGUUACGAAAAGAGUGACUCGCCCAUCAAGCAAGCUGAGGUCAAAGUCAGUAAGGAAUACCCUGAGGAUUUGGACAUUUGGAAACAAACUUGCAGCUCUAAUUUGAGUGUUUGGGGUAAUUUUGAUGUUAAUGGAAUGUUUAACAAGCUAGUGGUUCAGUUUGGGUAUGUCGCAAUGUUCUCGAGUAUUUGGCCUCUAGCUGCGCUUUGUUGCGUAGCUUUCAACAUCAUUGGAAUGAAGCUUGACAUCUGGAGAUGUUUGGGCAAGUGCACCAUCAAAAGUGUGCCAACUUCGAGUGCUAAAUCUUUUCGUCAAAAACCUUCAUCGCAAAAUAGCAUGGAGGUCUUUUGGGACCGAAUCCUGAUUGUCGUUCUCUGGUUCUCUACGCUUGUUACGCCUGCUUUGGUUGCCAUGUACAGAAAACCUUCUGGCGAAAGCUUGGCGUCUGUCAUUGAGAAAAGGGACUCUUGGCAUUUGCAGUCUAUUGUUCAGACCGAUUGGAAGACUGUAAUUGUUUUUGCAGUUGUGUUUGAGCAUUUGGCCGUAGUUUGCUACACCGUUAUGGGAAAACUGAUAGGAGAUACUGAAACUAAGAAAGUUAACGACUAUGUCCCCGCCGAAAAACUUGAAGAGCCCCCAAAUGUUGAUCUUGAAAAGGUGGUUGAGGAAACGACAGACUUCAUGCAAGAGCCUGAACGGGUUCAGUCCCACUCCUCUACAGUGGCCUCCAAGACCCCAAAUGCUACCAAGGUUUCUCAAAAAGAGAACCCUAAAGAAAUUUGUACGACGUCUGAAGUUUCCGGGCUUUCAACAACUCCCAGGGAGCAGGCGCGGCCGCUACAACCCAGAAACACACAAUCUGCGCAACCAGUAACUGAGGAUCCUACCAGGAACGAAACUUCCAGCAAGCAAGGGAACGGACCUAACGCCAGCGCUCAAGAUACCACAUCUCUAUCACCUGUCGCUGGGGCCACAGUUCCUGAAACUAUACCUACUUCAAAGAAUUAUCACUUAAGAUACGACCAAAAAGGCAACUUUCUCAACACUGACUCCAGAGCAAAAGGCGCCUCUAUUAGUAUAGAAGGACAGUCCCUGAGUGACAAAGCUACUGAGAACACUUCAAAAAGCGAUUUCUCGGAAAGUGCCAACGCCCCAGUGACGCAAACCGCCUCUUCUCCUGACCAAAGCGCCGCUGCAGCCCAGUUUGUGCCCUCUCAGGUUGCGGAUACUUCCAAGAGGCAUAUCGCUUCUAUAAUCAAUGGUAGCGGUCAGCACGUCACGGCUCACAAUGAAACUCAGGAGCAACAGGCCAUGGCAAACCCUGAGCAUCAGGCCAGGGCAAGCUCUGAACACCAGGCCAUGGCAAAACCUGAGCAUGUAGCGGAGAAGCCCGCUGAAAGAACUAGCGACGAACAAUCGGAAAAUUCAUCUUCGACGGGAUCCAACAAAGCAUCCCAUGUUUCAGGAACGCCCCAAAAAUCUGAAAAGUCAUCUAGAAAGAAAAUCAAAGGUGUCUUGUCGCCCCUCGGUAAGCUAAAGAAAAAAUUCCCUUGA
Lachancea thermotolerans CBS 6340 is the source of this 2673-nucleotide messenger RNA. It is a transcript of the gene IST2, whose product is annotated as Ist2p. The record is from RefSeq and is a predicted model, not a curated record. Gene Ontology annotation, molecular function: chloride channel activity. Gene Ontology annotation, biological process: chloride transmembrane transport. Gene Ontology annotation, cellular component: cortical endoplasmic reticulum. The transcript has a single exon. NCBI's taxonomy places the organism in Eukaryota, Fungi, Ascomycota, Saccharomycetes, Saccharomycetales, Saccharomycetaceae. The coding region runs from base 1 to 2673 and encodes 890 amino acids.